AUGGAUAGUAGAUUAUGGAAAACAAAUUUUGCAGUGUUGACAAUUGCGGAAGUUGUUGUUGAUUGGUACUUUGACAGAGUAGGAUUUCAACAUAUAGACCCUGAGGCAAUUCUAUGCGGAACUUCAGCCGGAGGUUUGGCAACAAUUUUGAACUGCGACAAGUUCAAAUCCUACUUGCCGAAUGAUGCGAGAGUAAAGUGCGUUGCAGAUGCUGGUUUCUUCAUCAAUGGGAAAACAAUUAUUGGUAUUUCAUAUAUUGAAGAGAUGUAUCGGAAAAUUGCUAACUUACACGGAUCGACUAAAAAUUUGCCUUCAGCUUGCACGUCUGCAAUGGAACCAAGUCUAUGCUUUUUCCCGCAGAAUGUCGUUCCAUACGUUCAAACUCCACUUUUCAUAAUCAAUUCAAUUUAUGACUACUGGCAGAUUAAUAACACUUUGGUUCCUCCAUAUCUUGAUCCUCAACAUGUCUGGAAGGAUUGCAUCGACAACAUAAAUAACUGCACAUUUGGCCAACGUAUAAUUAUUCAAGGUUAG
Lycium ferocissimum is the source of this 534-nucleotide messenger RNA. RefSeq names its product pectin acetylesterase 11-like. The transcript is spliced from 7 exons. The record is from RefSeq and is a predicted model, not a curated record. Gene Ontology annotation, molecular function: pectin acetylesterase activity. Gene Ontology annotation, biological process: cell wall organization. The coding region runs from base 1 to 534 and encodes 177 amino acids. Gene Ontology annotation, cellular component: plant-type cell wall. NCBI's taxonomy places the organism in Eukaryota, Viridiplantae, Streptophyta, Magnoliopsida, Solanales, Solanaceae.